This is a messenger RNA of Trichoderma atroviride IMI 206040, 905 nucleotides long. The record is from RefSeq and is a predicted model, not a curated record. Lineage: Eukaryota; Fungi; Ascomycota; Sordariomycetes; Hypocreales; Hypocreaceae.
GCACUCUUGCAAGGGCGUGCAAGGGGAGCGAGGGACAGGAUUCAUCGUAAAAAAGACUGAAGAAAAAAAAAAGUUAGCUGAACAAAGUCCCCGUCGCAUACAAGGCCCCCCUGAGAAGCGGGGGAGAGAGAAAAAAAAAACCUGAGAAGCAUGGUUAGGGAUGUCAUCCAAAACCGACUUCUGCAAGCCUCAAUAUUUUAGCGUCCGCCCAAAGCAGGCUCCAGGUCCCGAGCCCUAAGCUGCAUUGAAUGCUAGACAGGACACUAAACUCGCGGUACGGCGCUGAAGAUUCCCCGUGAAACGCUUGGUGGAGAUGUGCAAUCUACUUGUACAGCAGGAGAACUCCUGAGGGUCCUGGAAUUCAGAUGGCAGGCUGCAGGUGCUCGGUCCAAAACUGAAGAUGCAUGAAGACAAGACGGCCUUGUCAGAAGCACGUGUGGUUAGUUUCAAAAGUAACUCUCUUGAUUCACCGAAGACGCAUGAUGAAUUUGAGAUUAAAUUCCCUAACGGCCAACCUUAUUGCCAUGCUCCGGGACUUGGCUUUGCUUAGCUGCAAGUCUGGAAUGUUCUCCCGGUACACAGCAUACAAGGCACUGGUUAUAGGUACAAGCCCGAAUCAUCUACCGUACGUCGCACAGUAUACCGAAUGUGUCUACGUUUUGGGACUCUUCUUUGGAAGUUGACACUUGCUCGGCUUUAUCCAAGCUUUCUCUCUUUCUGCAACCCUGUCUUAAUAGGUCCGGUUCUCAGAUACGACCCAAGACGGGCCCCCUCGUGUUAUAGCUCCUCUCAACUAGAGGCUGAGUCCGUUAGCUUCCGAGACCUUCCUUUUCGGUCUGCCGGACUCAAGCGUCCACACAACACCACCAAGCCCACCGAAAAAAGAAAAGAAAAAAAAAAGCCAA